Molecule: messenger RNA, 14816 nt
Organism: Sphaerodactylus townsendi
Lineage: Eukaryota; Metazoa; Chordata; Lepidosauria; Squamata; Sphaerodactylidae
Gene: HSPG2
Product: heparan sulfate proteoglycan 2
Exons: 95
Biological process (GO): cell-cell adhesion
Cellular component (GO): cell-cell junction
Molecular function (GO): cell adhesion molecule binding; calcium ion binding
Source: RefSeq, a predicted model, not a curated record
GCCAGGUUUGCGGAGGCGCCCGAGGAGAGUGGCGGAGCUGAGAUUUCGGGCGGCGCUGGCGGGGCGGGAGAGGCCCGGCUAAGUUUGCUGGCGCUGGAGCGGGCUCGCCUGCGCGAUCGGCCAGCCUGACGUCCCGACGGCGCUGCGCCCCGGCUGAGCACCGGCCCCCGCCCCUUCCCGCCGCCGCCGCCCCCCCCCCCCCAGCAGCAGCAGCAGCAGCAGGCCGAGGGAGGGCGCGUCCGGCCAGCUCGCCCGCGGACUAGUCGUCGCGCCUCUGCCGGGCUCCCGGCGGGAGAUGGGAGAGGCCAGGGCUCCGAGGGCCCCCGGCGGCCGUGGCACGGGGCGCUGGGCCCGCCUGGCGCUGGUCUUCGCCGCCGCGCUGCUGGGCGUGUCCCAGGCUUCCAAAGGCCGGGAGGAGGCCUCGUUCCCGGAAGACACAGAAUCAGAGGCCCUGAGCCGGCGCUGGAGAAGCUACGUUGAUCUUUCUGAUGAUGAAGACCUGCUGGCGGAUGAGGCCUCUGGAGAUGGGAACGGCAGCGGGGAGAAUGGCAGCGGCACCGCCCACCCCUUCACCCCCACAGUCUACUUCCGGGCCUUGGUGAAUUUCACAAAGUCUGUCGACUACACCCCACGCCUGGACGAUGUCAACUCGGAGGAGUUUCAGGAUAUCUCCAAAGCCGUAGUGGAUACGCUGGAGUCCGAAUACUACAAGAUCCCUGGAGAGCAAAUGGUCAGCGUGGUCUUCAUCAAGGAGAUCAAUGGCUACAUCUUUGUGGAGCUGGACGUGGGCUCUGAGGGGAAUGUGGACGAAGAGCAGAUCCGCCAGGUGCUUUAUUCGGUCAUCGAGAGCGGCUCCAUCGCUUCCUACGUCACCUCAACGUGGGGCUUCCAGUUCCGCCGCCUGGGAGCAGUGACCCCUGAGGUGCGCGCCUGCACGGCUGAGGAGUUUUCUUGCCGCAGCGGAGAGUGUGUAGCCAGAGAGUUCCUCUGCGACCGCCGCCCGGAUUGCCGGGACAUGUCGGAUGAGCUUGACUGUGCUCACCUGACACCCCUGGAAUGUGCGCACGACGAGUUCACCUGUGACAGUGGGGAAUGCGUGCCCCUGGCGUCCCACUGCGACGGACACCCUGACUGUGGAGACGCCUCCGAUGAGGAUGGCUGCGAUGGGGAAGGAGUGCUGACCCCUCCGGCGGUAGUCACCCCCCCACGGCCAGCCACCACCCGGACUCCGGCCACCACUCUGCCGGUCACCUCUCGCCGGCCGCCGGCCACCAUUCCGCCUCGCAUCGUCACUUCCAAGCCCCUGCUGACCCCGGAAGUGCGCCCCUGCCGGAAGGACGAGGCUGUCUGCAGCAACAAGCAGUGCAUCUUGCGGGAGUACCUGUGCGACGGCGAGAGAGACUGCCAGGACGGCAGCGACGAGCUGAACUGCGGCACCCCCAUUCCCUGUGAGCCCAACGAGUUCAAGUGCCGCAACGGUCAUUGCGCCCUCAAGCUGUGGCGGUGUGACGGGGACAACGACUGCGGGGACGGCUCUGAUGAACUGAACUGCCCCACGAAGGGGCCCAGUGACACCUGCGGCCCUGACCAGUUCAUCUGCGUCUCCAGCCACACCUGCAUCCCCGCCAGCUACCAGUGUGACGAGGAGCCCGACUGCUCGGACCACUCCGAUGAGAUUGGCUGCACUCCCCCGCAGGUGAUCACCCCCCCUGAGGAGUCCAUCCAGGCUGCCCCCGGGGAGACGGUGCGCUUCACCUGCGUGGCCGUGGGCGUGCCCACCCCCAUCAUCACCUGGAGGCUCAACUGGGGCCACAUCCCCACCAGCCGCAGGGUGUCCAUCACCAGUGAGAACGGCCGCGGGGCCCUGGUCAUCCGGGACGUCAAGGAGGCUGACCAGGGCGCCUACACCUGUGAGGCCAUCAAUGCCCGUGGGAUGGUGUUUGGCAUUCCCGAUGGGGUGUUGAGCCUCACACCUGGGCAAGGGCCUUGCCCCGAGGGGCACUUCCACCUCGAGGGGACCUCCCAGUGUCUGUCCUGCUUCUGCUUCGGCAUCACCAAGGCCUGCCACAGCACCAGCCGCCACCGCGGCCAGAUCCGCCUGCGCUUCGACGUGCCUGACGACUUCAAAGGUGUGAACGUGACGACGCCCUCCCAGCCUGGCACGCCCCCCCUCUCCUCCACGCAGCUGCAGAUCGACCCCAGCUUGCAGGAGUUCCAGCUGGUCGAUCUCUCUCGCCGCUUCUUGGCACAGGACUCUUUCUGGACGCUGCCCAGCCAGUUCCUGGGGAACAAGGUGGAUUCCUACGGUGGCUACCUCAGCUACAAGGUGCGCUACGGCCUGGCCCGUGGCCAUUCGGAGCCGGUGCACAAGCCCAACGUCGUCAUUGUGGGCAACGGGCAGAAACUCGUCUACCGCGUGCAGGUGCCCACGCAGCCGCUAGUGGUGAACCAGCGCCAGGUCCAGUUUAUUGAGGAGAACUGGCAGAAGGAGUCGGGUGCUCCAGCGAACCGUGAAGAUUUGCUGCUAGUUCUGCAGAACCUGGAGGCCGUCAUGAUCCAGACUGUCCACGAUAACCGGAUGGCCAGCGUGGGCCUCAGCGACAUUGUGAUGGACACCACCACCACAGAGACCACGGGCCUGGGCGUGGCACACGCCGUCGAACAGUGCAGGUGCCCCGUUGGCUACUCCGGCCUUUCGUGUGAGCGGUGUGACGCCCAGUUCAAGCGUGUGCCUGGCGGACGCUACCUGGGCACCUGUUCUGGCUGCAGCUGCAAUGGCCACUCCACCUCCUGUGACCCGGUGUUGGGACAUUGCCUGAACUGCCGGCAUAACACGGAAGGGCCUCAGUGUAACCACUGCAAACCAGGGUUUUUCGGUGAUGCCACUAAGGGCACCACCACUGCCUGCCGCCCGUGCCCCUGCCCCUACACCGAAGCCCCCCGCAGAUUUUCCAACACCUGCUUCCUGGACACAGAUGGGCAGGCCACUUGUGACGCCUGUGCCCCUGGCUACACGGGCCGCCGCUGCGAACGAUGUGCUCCUGGGUAUGAAGGAAACCCCAUCCAGCCAGGUGGGGCGUGCGUCAGGAUUGGGCAGGAGAUCGUCCGGUGCGACGAGCGGGGCAGCCGAGAGGCCUCUGAUGGUGCCUGCCGCUGCAAGCCCAACGUCAUGGGCCGCCUUUGCAACGAGUGUGCCAGCGGGACUUUCCACCUCAGCCAGAAGAAUCCAGAGGGCUGCCUGAAGUGCUUCUGUAUGGGGGUCUCUCGCCAGUGUGCCAGCUCCUCCUGGCACAGGGACCAGGUCCAAGUGACAUACGAGGAUGCUGAGACGGGGCAGUUCACUCUCUCCAACUUGGCCAACACUCGGACAGUCAGCGAGGGGAUCCGCUUCGUGGGCCUUUCAGAACUGACCUUCUCUUCCUUCCACACCGUGCCACGUGACGUGUACUACUGGGUGCUCCCCGAGCGCUUCAAGGGAGACAAGGUGACUUCGUACGGGGGAGAGCUGCGCUACACCAUCCUGCACACCGCCGCUCCUGGCUCCCCGCUGCUCCGUGCCCAGCCAGAUGUGCUGCUUCAGGGGAACGGCAUCUUCCUGGAGCAUGUGGGGAAAGCAACCCCCACGUCUGGAACACCCACCUCUUUCACGGUGCCCUUCCGGGAGCAAGCCUGGCGUCGUGCUGAUGGGCAGAAUGCCACCCGUGAACACCUCCUCAUGGCACUGGCAGACAUAGAUGUUUUCAUGAUUCGGGCCUCCUACUCUGAGCGGCCAUCAGAGAGCAGGAUCUCAGGCAUCCACCUGGACGUGGCCGUCCCCCAUUCCACGGGGCUGGACGCAGCGGUGGAAGUGGAGGACUGCACCUGCCCACCAGGCUACCGAGGCCCUUCGUGCCAGGACUGUGACGUCGGCUACACACGGACCACCAGCGGCCUCUACCUGGGCACCUGUGAGCCCUGUGACUGCAACGAGCACGCAAGGGAGUGUGACGCCCAGACUGGAGACUGCCAGAGCUGCCAGCACCACACGGAGGGCCCCCGGUGCGAACGCUGCCAGCCAGGCUUUUAUGGGGACGCCAGGCGCGGGAGCCCCGGAGACUGCCAGCCGUGCCCGUGCCAUGGGCCUUACUCUGCCAGCCAGGCCACCAAGACAUGCUUCCUGGACACAGAUGGGCAGCCCACGUGUGACUCCUGCCACCCUGGCUAUCUUGGCCGUCAAUGUGAAAGGUGUGCUUCUGGCUACCUUGGCAAUCCGGCCUUGGGCCAGCCCUGCAGAGAACCCGGGGCCAAGUGCCAGUGUGACCCUUUGGGCAGCCUCAGCAGCCAGUGUGAUGCCAGUGGGCAGUGCCAGUGUAAGGCCCACGUGGAAGGCCCCUCCUGCAGCAUCUGCCGGGCCCACCACUUCCACCUGAGCGCGGAGAGCCGGGAUGGCUGCCUGCCCUGUUUCUGCAUGGGGGUCACUCAGCAGUGCACCAGCUCCUCCUACUACCGGGACCUGGUCACCAGCCCCUUCCUCCCCGAGAACACUCAGGGGGUCGCUCUGGUCAACCGUCAGCACAACACCCGCAUCCAGACAGGCUUCACCGUGGAGCGGACGUCCGAGGGUCCUCAGCUCUCCUACGGCCGUUUUGGGCAGCUGGGGCAGGAGUCCUUCUACUGGCAACUGCCGGACGUCUACCUGGGAGACAAGGUCGGCUCCUAUGGGGGACGCCUUCGAUACACCCUUUCCUACGACACUGGAGGAAGAGGCUCUCCGCUGCCGGAUCCCAACGUGCAGAUCACCGGCAACGAUAUCACGCUGGUGGCUUACAUGCCUGAGCUGCAGCCCCGUGAACUCAAGAACUUUGAGGUCGUCUUCCGGGAGCAACACUGGAAGCGGCCAGACGGGCAGCCGGCCACCCGUGAGCACCUGAUGAUGGCCCUGGCCGACCUGGACGAGAUCCUCAUCCGGGCCACCUACUCCUCUGACAUGCUCUCAGCCGGCAUCACUGGCCUCAGCCUGGAGACGGCCGUGCCCACCUACACCAGCCUGCCACGGGCGCUGGAGGUGGAAGAGUGUCGCUGCCCUCCAGGGUACCAGGGCCUCUCCUGCCAGGACUGUGCAGCUGGCUACACUCGGACUGGGGGUGGGCUCUACCUGGGCCACUGCGCGUUGUGUGAGUGCAAUGGACACUCGGACACCUGCCAUCCGGAGACGGGUGCCUGUUCAAGCUGCCUCCACAACGCUGGUGGGGAAUUCUGCGAGCAGUGUGCCCCCGGCUUCUAUGGAGAUGCCACUGCCGGCACCCCGGAAGACUGCCAGCCAUGCGCCUGCCCACUGCUCAAUCCUGAGAACCAAUUCUCGCGGACGUGUGAGAGUCUGGGGGCUGGAGGCUAUCGCUGCACGGCCUGUGAGCCUGGCUACACUGGCCAAUACUGCGAGCAGUGUGCCCCAGGGUACGUAGGGAACCCCAACAUCCGUGGCCAGAGGUGUGUUCAUCUGGGUGGUCCAGACCAGCCUCCGCUCCUUGUUCAGGUGCACCCCCCACGCACGGCAGUGGCUCAGGGGACUGAGGUCACACUUCACUGCCAGGUCAGCGGCCGCCCUCCUCAUUAUUUCUACUGGUCCCGGGAAGACGGGCGUCCCGUGUCAGGCACCGCCCAGCGUAGGCAUCAAGGUGAGGAGCUCCACUUCCCCAGCGUCCAGCCCUCCGAGGCGGGGGUCUACAUUUGCACCUGCCGCAAUCCACAUUACAGCAACAGCAGCCGGGCCGAAGUCAUUGUCACAGAAGUGCCUAGCAGGCCCAUCAUGGUGACCGUGGAGGAGAAGAAGGUACAGACUGUCCAGCCAGGGGGCGACGUCACCUUCAUCUGCACAGCAAAGAGCAAGUCUCCCGCCUACACGCUGGUGUGGACGCGGCAGAAUCACGGCAAGCUGCCCAGCCGGGCCAUGGACUUCAAUGGCAUCCUCACCCUCCGCAACGUGCAGCCUCAGGAUGCCGGCAUCUACGUCUGCACCGGCUCCAACAUGUUUGACAUGGAUGAGGGCAUCGCCACCCUCUAUGUGCCAGCUCCGUCUAAGACUCAGAUGUUCUUUGGACCUGUAGAAGUGCUGGAAGGCCACAGUCCCUCUGGGUCUGCCGCACCCCCGAUGGCCACGAUCCAGCCCUCGCAGCUGAGUGUCCAGCCGGGGCAGCCUGCUGAGUUCCGCUGCGUUGCUACAGGAAACCCCCAGCCCACAGUGGAAUGGAUAGGUGGGCAAGGGGGCGUGAUUUCCCCCAGGGCGCUGAUCCAGGGAGGGAUCCUGCGCUUCCCGGCCGUGGAGCCUUCGGAUGAGUCGCAGUAUUUGUGCCGUGUGCGGAACAGCGCUGGGCAGCACAUCGCUCGGGCCUUCUUGCAAGUGCAGAGUGCUGGCGUACCUCAGGUGCAGGUGAGCCCUGAGCGCACGGAGGUGCAGGAGGGCAGCACAGUGCGGCUGUAUUGCCGGGCUGCUGGAUCCCCCGCUGCCACCAUCACCUGGGAGAAGCAAGGGGGCCGACUGCCACCACAGUCUCGUGCAGAGAGGACGGACAUCGGCACCCUGGUGAUCCCCUCCAUUACUGUCGCAGACGGCGGGGUCUACCUUUGUGUGGGGAGCAGCGCAGCAGGAGUCGGCCAAGCACGGAUCGAAGUGGAGGUCACCCGAGCCUCAGGUGCUCCUCCUGCCGUGAGAAUUGAGUCAUCGUCACCGCUGGUCAUCGAAGGUCAGACUCUGGAUCUGAACUGCAUCGUGGCGGGCCAAGAAUCUGGGACUGUGACGUGGUACAGGCGAGGAGGGUCCCUGCCAGCCAGCCACCAGGUCUAUGGGCCACAGCUGCGGCUCCUGCACAUUUCUGCUGCCGACUCUGGUGAAUACGUCUGCCGGGUUAGCAAUGGGGCUGGUCCCAAGGAAGCCUUCAUCGCUGUGACCGUCCAACAGGCCUCCAGCUCUACGCAGGGUGAGGCUCCCCAGAAGCGACUGCUGGCUCUGGACGGCGGUGGGGGUUCCACCAGGGGCCAUCUGGACUCAGGCUGUGUCUCUUGCCUUGCCAGAGGCCUCUCCAGUCCGGUGAUCGGGACUCUCAGUCAUUGGCCAUCCCUCCGGCUCUCCCUCGGGGAGGGGACAGUGGUGAUUCUCCUCGUGGUCCUGAACUGCCACGUUGCUGGACAGUCGGCACCCAGAGUGACGUGGUACAAGCGUGGGGGGGCGCUCCCUGCCAAUCACCAGAUUUCUGGCUCCCACCUGCGGAUCCCUCAGGCCUCGGCUGCCGACUCUGGCGAGUACGUGUGCCGGGUGAGCGGUGGUGGCACCGUCCGCGAGGCCUCUGUUGUGGUCACCAUCUACAGCACCACCCAAACCUCAGGGAUCACCCCUCCAGUGAGGAUCGAGUCUCCGUCCCCGUCUCUGGUGGAAGGGCAGGCCCUGGAUCUCCACUGCGUCGUCGCUGGCCAGCCAGGCGCCACUGUCACCUGGUACAAGCGAGGCGGAGCCCUGCCAGCCAAUCACCAGGUCUCCGGCUCCCACCUGCGCAUCCCCCAGGCCUCCCCUGCGGACUCCGGGGAGUACGUCUGCCACGUCAGCUUGGACUCUGUCAUCCGAGAAGCCUCGGUCAUUGUCGGCAGGGCUGGCUCCUCCUCCGCCCUGGACAUCACCCCCUCCAUGAAGAUCGAGGCUUCCACCCCUCACGUGGCUGAAGGACAAACCCUGGAGCUGGACUGCACAGCUGCCCACCAGGAGCAAGCCACGGUGACGUGGUACAAGCGCGGCGGGUCCCUGCCAGCCAGCCACCAGACCUUCGGCUCCCGCCUGCUGCUGGUGCAGGUCUCCCCAGCGGAUUCCGGAGAAUACGUUUGCCGCCUCAGCCACGGCUCCACCGCCCAGGAGGCCUCUGUGCUUGUCAGCAUCCGGCAGGACGGCAUCGACUCCUUCCCCCCCGGUGUGACUCCUCCAGUGCGAAUUGAGUCAUCCUCCACCUCCCCUGCCGAGGGGCACACACUGGACCUGACGUGCAUUGCAGCAAACCCCUCGCGGGCCACAGUGGUGUGGUACAAGCGAGGAGGGCCCCUCCCCUCCAACCACCAGGUCUCCGGCUCCUUGCUGCGCAUCCCCCAGGCCUCGACGGCUGACUCCGGGGAGUACGUCUGCCGUGUCAGCAACGGCACAACGGUCCACGAGGCCUCCCUCGUGGUCACCAUUCGAGGCGGCCCAGGCUCCUCUUACUCUGUGGGUGUCACCCCCCCAAUACGGAUCGAGACCUCGUCUUCCUCUGUUGUCGAGGGACAGACGGUGGAUCUGAAUUGCUUGGUUGCGGGCCAGUCUCAACCCCAGGUCAUGUGGUACAAGCGAGGUGGGGCCCUGCCCGUCAACAGCCAGGAUCCUGCACCUGCAGGCCUCCGGGGAGUGGCACUCCAGGAGAGUACUGCGUUUACACGCUGCGUGAAUGACUCUGCUACCAAGCACUUCCUGGAAGCUCCUCCGGUCAUUGUGUCCGUCCCCAGCAGCGCUGCCUCCACUUACACAUCCGGCAUUGUCCCACCAGUGAGGAUUGAAUCCUCGUCCUCAUCUCUCAUUGAGGGACAGACCUUGGAGCUGAACUGCCUGGUUGCCGGUCAGGUGCAUCCCAAAGUCACAUGGUUCAAGCUAAGAGAGGGGAGGUAGACCUUCCCAGCCAAAUCACUAGAAUGCCAGGUUGUGGGCACCCGCCUGCGCAUCCCACAGGUCUCCUCGGCCAAUUCUGGAGAAUACGUCUGUCGCAUCAGCAGCGCUGCGGUCACCCAGGAGGCUGUGCUGGUGGUCACGAUCCAAGACAGCGAUGGGCGUCCUGCUGCCGCCGCUCGCCCGCUGAGGAUCGAGCCUUCGUCGCCCUCCAUUGUUCAGGGACAGACCUUAGAUCUGACCUGCAUUGCCCCAGGCCAGCCACACGCCACGUUCACCUGGCAUCGCCGAGGGGGCGUUCUGCCUGCCAGUCACCAGGUCUCCAAUUCCCACCUGAGGCUGGUCGACCUCAGCCCAGCUGACUCUGGCGAAUACGUGUGCCGCGAGCACGGCCCCGCUGCCCCCCGGGAGGCCUCCUUGGUGGUCUCUGUGCCGGCCGUCACCAGCGCCGCUUCCCGUCUCCAGAGCCCCAUCAUCUCCAUCGAGCCCCACAGCACUGCGGUGCGCCAAGGGGAGGACGUCGCCUUCAAGUGCCGCAUCCAUGACGGUGCCCAGCCCAUUGAGAUCACCUGGAAGCUGCCCAACAACCAGCUGUCAGAUAAUGUGAAGAUCAGCCCCAAUGGCUCUGUGGUCUUCAUCGCCAAUGCACGCCCCCAGAACCAGGGGAGCUACCGCUGCGUGGCCUCCAACCGCUUUGGGAUAGCCAACAGUGUGGUCAACCUGAUGGUACAAGGGCAGCCGACUGUCUCGGUGGUGCCCAAAGGCCCCAUCCAGAUGAAGGUGGGCAAAUCCUUCAGUGUGGACUGCCAGGGCACAGGUGAGCCCCGCCCACUGGUGCGCUGGAGCAAGCUGGGUGUCCGGCACAAGGUGGAGAACCAGUAUCCUGUGCCUCUGGAGAGCCGAUCCGUUUUGAAGGUCUUCUCUGCGCAGCUGGAAGAUGCCGGGACAUACGUGUGCCUGGCUCAGAAUGCCCUCGGGAUGGCAGAAGCACAGGUAGAAGUGAGUGUGGAGAGUGUCCACGGGAAACCGGGGGCACCUGAGGUCGUCGUGAGCCCCACCCAGACAGUGGUCAUUGGACAGACUGCCAGGCUCCACUGCUCUGCAACAGGGGAUCCCGUUCCCACCAUCCAGUGGUCCAAGCUGAGGGCGCCCCUGCCCUGGCAGCAUCGGGUGGUGAACGACACCCUGGUCGUCCCCCGGGUGGCUCAGCAGGAUUCCGGGCAGUACAUCUGCAACGCCAGCAACGCAGCCGGCUUCACAGAGACCUUCGUCAUGCUGGACGUGGAGUCACCCCCGUAUGCCACCAGCCUCCCGGAUUCGGCAUCCGUACGGGCAGGUGAAGUGGUGCAGUUCCAGUGCCUGGCCCACGGCACCCCGCCACUGCGCUACGAGUGGUCCAAGGUGAACAGCAGCCUCCCUGGCCACGCCGUGGUGCGUGAGGCUGUCCUGCAAAUCCAUCCUGCCACCCCCCAGGACUCGGGCACCUACCGCUGCCUCGUCAGCAAUCGGGUGGGCUCCGCUGAGGCGCUGGCGCAGGUCCGGGUGCAAGGCCCAGCUGGAGGACUCCCCUCUGUCCAGAUCUCCCCCCAGAGUGACACAAAGGCUCUGGGGGGCGUGGCAGAGUUCGCGUGCUCAGCUGCUGGAGACCCCCAGGCACAGAUCGAGUGGCUUAAAGAGGAUGCAGAGCUGCCCCCCAACCACAGCAUCAGGAAUGGAGUCCUUCGGCUCGAGAAGCUGGACCGGGGGUGCCAAGGCGUGUACAUCUGCCGGGUCAGCAGCCCCUUGGGCCAGGCCGAGGGCAGGGCCAGGCUGACUGUGCAGGCACUGCCCAAAGUGAUGAUCAAUAUCCGGACGACGGAGCAGAUGGUGCUGGCGGGCAACGCGGUGGAGUUUGAGUGCCUGGCCUUUGGGGACCCCAAGCCGCACGUCACCUGGAGCAAAGUAGGCGGUCGGAUGCGGCCAGAGGUGCUGGUGAGCGGCAGCAUGGUGAAAAUCGAGCGGGUGGAGCAGGCUGACGCCGGCAAGUACCGCUGCACCGCCACCAAUGACGUUGGCACCGUCCAGUCGCACGUCAUCCUCCACGUCCAGUCCAUCCCCCAGAUAGCCACCCAGCCGGAGCUGAAGGAAGUCACUGCUGGGUCCAAGGUGGUCUUCCCCUGCCUGGCCUCCGGCUUCCCGGUUCCAGACAUCUCAUGGACCAAGAUAGAAGGAGACCUCCCCAAAGACGUCCUUCUGGAAGGCAACGUCCUGACCAUCCCAGCAGCCCGGCCAGAGGACAUGGGCAUCUACGUCUGCACGGCCUCCAACCGGCAGGGGAAAGUGACAGCGUUCUCCGUGCUAAAAGUGCGAGAGAGGGUGGUGCCAUAUUUCACCCAGAACCCGCAGUCCUACCUCGUCCUGCCGACCAUGAAAGACGCCUAUAAGACGUUUGCCAUUGAGAUCACUUUUCGACCAGACACACCUGACGGGAUGCUGGUCUACAACGGACAGAAGAAGAACACGGGCACUGACUUCAUGUCCUUUGGCCUGGUGGGGGGCCGUCCAGAACUCAGGUUUGAUGCCGGCUCCGGCAUGGCCACCAUCCGCCAUCCCUCGAUCAUCAGGCUCGGCGAGUUCCACACGAUCCGACUCUACCGCAAUCUCACGCAGGGCUCCCUGGUGCUGGACCAUCACCCCCCGGUGAACGGCACGUCUCAGGGCAAAUUCCAAGGCCUGGAUUUAAACGAGGGGCUGUACUUGGGCGGGUAUCCAAACUACGCUGCCGUCUCCAAGACCGGCCUCAGCAGCGGCUUCAUUGGAUGUAUCCGACAGAUGAUUAUCCAAGGGAAGGAGGUGAUCUUCAAAGACUAUGACUUGCAAGCCCACGGGGUGUCAAAUUGUCCCACCUGCCAGGACCGACCAUGCCAGAACGGAGGGGUCUGCGUGGACUCAGAGAGCAGCAGCUACAUCUGCACGUGUCCUGAGGGAUUUGCGGGCAGCAACUGCGAGCACUCACAAGCCCUGCGCUGUCACCCAGAGGCCUGCGGCCCUGAUGCCACCUGCGUGAACCAGCCCAGCGGCCGAGGGUACAGCUGCAAGUGCCUCCUGGGCAAACAUGGGGAGAAGUGCAUGGCAGGCACCACGGUGACCACGCCAUACUUCCACGGAGGGGAUGCCUUUGUCUCCUACCCACCCCUCACCAACAUCCACUACGAACUGCGCGUGGACGUUGAAGUCAAGCCGCUCUCCCCUGACGGCCUCAUCCUCUUCAGCGGGGGCAACGGUUCCCCGGUGGCGGACUUCGUCUCUCUUGGCAUGGCUAAUCGGCACGUGGAGUUCCGCUACGAGCUGGGGUCAGGCACAGCCGUUCUCCGGAGCAUGAAGCCCCUCGAGCUGGCCCAGUGGCACAAGAUCACGGCGGAGCGCUUAAACAAAGACGGCUCCCUGCAGGUGGACGAGGAGAGGCCUGUGAAAAGGUCCUCACCCGGCAAAAGUCAGGGCUUGAACCUGCGCACCUCUAUGUACCUGGGCGGUGUGGACGACACCAUCCAGCUGCCAGCCGCUGCCAACGUCAGCAGCCACUUCUACGGCUGCAUUGGGGAGGUUUCCAUCAACGGGAAGAAGGUGGACAUCUCGUACAGCUUCCUGGAGAGCCGCGGCGUCUCCCAGUGCUACGACAGCUCCCCCUGCGAUCGCAGGCCGUGCCAACACGGGGGCAAGUGCCUGCCCACCGGCGAGUACGAAUUCCAGUGCCUGUGCCAGGAGGGCUACAAGGGAGAGCGCUGUGAAGAGUCAGAGGGCCACUGCCGGCUCCCACAUCCCUGCCUCAACGGGGGCACGUGUCAGGAUGCAGCGUGUGUUUGCCUCCCGGGCUUCUUGGGCGUAUACUGUGAACAUGAUGCAAGACAGCACCACCUGAAUGUCGAGUGGACGCUGGAAGGCAGUGGGGGAAACGAUGCCCCAGGACAAUAUGGCGCCUACUUCCAUGACAGUAGCUACAUGGCACUUCCGUGGCACGCCUUCCCCAGGAGCCUCCCUGACUCCCCAGAGACCAUAGAGUUGGAAGUGCGCACCAGCUCUCCGAGUGGGCUUCUCCUCUGGCAGGGUGUGGAGGAAGGGGAGAGUGGGAAGGCCAAGGACUUCGUCAGCCUGGGGCUGAAAGACGGGCACCUGGUGUUUAGCUUUCAGCUCGGCAGUGGGGAAGCCAACAUCCUGUCUGAGGACCCCGUGGAUGAUGGCGAGUGGCACAAGGUGACGGCCAUCCGGGAAGGGAAGAGAGGCUUCCUUCAGGUUGACGGGGAGGAAACGGUAUCUGGGGAAUCUCCUGGCAAAAACGUCAUGGUGAAUGCCAAAGGUCGCGUUUACAUAGGAGGAGCACCUGACAUCCAAACCUUGACUGCGGGCAAGUACAUCUCAGGACUCACCGGGUGCGUUAAAAACGUGGUGCUGGCCAACAGCAGGCCGGGCGAGCACCCUCAGCAGCCGGUGGACCUCCAUCACCACUCGGAGGCCAGCCGGGACAUCCAGGAAUGCCCCUCGUAGGCCCGGCCGGCCUCUCCCGCACUCCUCGCUGUCCUCGUCAUCAGGCCAACCCAGAGACAUCUGUUGUUAUUAUUAUUAUUUUAUUAUUAUGAUUUUUUAAAGAAACAAAAAUGGUGCUUUGCUGCUACCAAAAAAUGUGUGAGGGGAAGUUGGUUUGUGUUGUGUAAGUGACAGACCAACAGGCCAGUUGUGCCCCCCGCCCCCCCAGCCCUCACCAGGAAGGAGAGAGGCGGCUCAGCAGUGGACGUCGGGAUCCGGAGAGCUGCGCUGGGGAGUGAAGGACUGGGACGGUGCUGCCCCUGACGGCGGCAGCUCGAGCACUUGGAGGACUCCCGGAGAGGCAUGCUCAGAGGACUCACCCUGCAGCCUCUCCUCGGGGCGUGGGGACCCCGGGGCUUCUCCGCUUCAGCUGCGGGGCUGGGCCAGGCGCGUCACAACCAAAGAUUACCCCCUUCUCUAGGGAGAAGGGCUGUUCCUGCCCCCCAGGAAAGGACUGAGCUCCUGCUCCUGAGUCUCUGCAGCCUCGGCCACCCUAGCCAGGUCAGGUCAGGCUUGCUGCAGGCGGUGGGGAAAUGGAGCGACGUCCGAUCCACGCAACCCCCAGCACUCUUGCAGCAUCGCUGUUCGUGGGGCCGGUUCCUGAGCUUUCUGUGCUUGUCACACUGUCCCUUCCCUGCCCCAAAUGACCUCAGCAUCGUGUGGAUCAGGGCUGGGCGAUGGCCUUCCUCCCCUUGGAUUCCUGCAGCGACCCAGAGAGCGCCACGCGAGGCCUGCCUGCUGCAGGGGCAGCCACGUACUGCACGUGGGAUUGCCCUGGGCGGGGGCCUGCAAGCUCCGCCAGGGACUCCUGGCUGUGUCCAAGGCUGCGAGGCAGAGCCAGGUCUUGUGGUGCCUUCCCUUCCCCACCAAGCCCCACCCCUCAAGUUUCUUCAGUGCCUUGUUUGGGGUGGGACCCUCCAAUGGACCCUCCAAUUCCUUAGCAGCAGACAGACCCCGAAUUACAGCCAGCCCCACAUGACCCCCAGCUUUGGAGGGCUUAGACAGGGGGCUCUCCUUGGACCCAGCUGGCUGCCUGUGGUUGGCACAGAGGGGCAGGGCGUUUUGGGCCAUCCACUUCAAUAGGAGUUGGAAACAGCUGUUCUCCCUGCAGGAGCCCCUCCCUGCUGUGAACCAACAGGCAGAGGUUCCUUUCCAGAGUUUCAGGGAGGGGAGCUCUCUGUGUGGGGAUAUAGCCUUAGCCACUGAAGACUGGGGGUUCCUACCUCCAGGGCCCCCUGAGAUCUUGCAGGAACCGAGGGGGGCAAACUGAAGCAGAGCACAAGCUUUGACCAAAAUGACCCCCCCUCCCAGCCCUCUCCCAGCACCUGGGGCCUCGUGUCUGCUGCCAAUGACAAGCAGCCUGGAGCUCCCACGGAUUCGGGCUCGCAGGGUCCCUCCUCCCCACGUCCCAUUCUGCUUGUGGCUUGUUUUGGACUGGAUGUACCUCUCCAACGAGCACCGGCUCCCCUGCCUGGCCCACCUUCCCCAAGGAUCAGAACACUGCCUGGGAGACCCUGCCGUGCUCAGGUUGUCCUGGGAAGCAUUCCUGUCUUUGCUGCCCCUGUUUGUUCUUAUUUCAUUCUUAAAUAAAUGGUGCUGAACCCCA